CCCUACCAUGAUGCAACAAUCUGAAGCAGCCUGUCAACGGCCUGAUGACCCUACCACGAUGCAACAACCUGAAGCAGCCUACCAACGGACUGAUGACGUCCCUUCCAUGAUCCAACAAUCUGCAGCAGCCUACCAAUGGACUGAUGACAUCCCUUCCAUGAUCGAACAAUCUGCAGCAGCCCACCAAUGGACUGAUGACAUCCUUUCCAUGAUCGAACAAUCUGCAGCAGCCCACCAAUGGACUGAUGACAUCCCUUCCAUGAUCGAACAAUCUGCAGCAGCCCACCAAUGGACUGAUGACAUCCCUUCCAUGAUCGAACAACCUGAAGCAGCCUACCAACGGACUGAUGACGUCCCUUCCAUGAUGCAACAAUCUGCAGCAGCCCACCAAUGGACUGAUGACGUCCCUUCCAUGAUCGAGCAACCUGAAGCAGCCUUCCAACGGACUGAUGACGUCCCUUCCAUGAUCGAACAAUCUGCAGCAGCCCACCAAUGGACUGAUGACAUCCCUUCCAUGAUCCAACAAUCUGCAGCAGCCCACCAAUGGACUGAUGACAUCCUUCCCAUGAUGCAACAAUCUGCAGCAGCCUACCAACGGACUGAUGACAUCCUUCCCAUGAUGCAACAAUCUGCAGCAGCCUACCAAUGGACUUCUGCUCCUACCACUAUGCAACAGGAGGCUCAGGUACCUGCUGCAUUAGAUGAUGCACAUGCAUCACACCACUCUGGUCAUCCAUCAGUUGACAUAUCAGAGAAUCCACCAAGUACAUCACAGCAACCACCAACACGGCAUGUGGCCUCAGGUGCACAAGAUUCCCCAAGACUGGAACCAACUGGAACCAUCGGAAACAGCGGCACAAUCAGUGGCAGCAACAACCCUGUCAUUGUUGGUUCAAAUGUUGGUUCAAUCAAUUACACCUUCCUGUUGGAGGGACCUGGAUGCAGCACACCCAUAGACAGGAAGCUUGGCAGUCCGGCCCAAGAUGCUGCUGACUGCUGUGAAGGUGAACUGAAGUCAUACUACAGGGGGAGAGGUAGCUUUGUUAAGUUGAUUCCAUGGGAGGGUGAUGACAGGAAACACAUCACAGAUAUGUACACAAGACUACAGUUAAUAACUGGUAUUAAGGACAAAGACAGGCUGGUAUCGUAUAACGAAAUAUUACAACUUAAGACAAAAGAGGGAGACCUGAUCCCAAUAGCUGUUUUAACUGGGUUGGCUGGUAGAGGAAAGACCACACUUUUUGAAAAAAUGCCAUAUGAUUGGGCAGUUGGUUCUAGUCAGGUACUACAGAGGUAUAAACUUGUCUUCCUGUUGAAAAUGCACGCACUGGAGCAGAGUUCAGAUCUUGUUGAUGCAGUUUUUGACCAACUCUUGGCUAAAGAUACAAGUAUUGAUAGAGGUGCCCUGGGCAUGUUUAUCAAGAACAGUCCUGGAAAGGUCCUCAUUUUACUUGAUGGCUUUGAUGAGCUCAUGACUACCUCCUUGUGUGAAUCCUCGUUUGGUUCCAUCCAGGAAGUCCUUAAUGGAACGAUGCUGCGAGGUUGUACUGUACUUGUGAGCACCCGCCCCUCACACUUUGACAGACUUGUUUCAGAGAACCUGGUUCAGGAACCAUUCACACAUGUCAGGGUCCUGGGUUUUAGUAGAGACGAUGUCACUGAGUAUGUGAAUAAAUUUUUCACUGGCGAAACUGACAAGGCCAAGGGGCUUCUUGAAAGGAUAAGAUUUUCACGUCUUCUGUCUACUUUAGCUGAGAGUCCAAUGCUUGUUCUUUUGAUGUGUGUACUAUGGAGAGAAGAUUGCACACUCCGAGAAACAAUGUCACGUUUGUAUCUUGAUGGAGUGCCAUAUGUCUUCAAAAGAAAAGGAUUGGACUCACAAGAUGAAGUAUCAAAAGUUAUGAUUGAAAUUGGCAAGGUUGCGUUGCAUGGUCUUCUUUCUCCAGAUCAGUCACUCUCUUUCAAAGAAAGUGACUUUGAGCCGAGUGUGCUUGAGCAGGCUCUGACAGCAGGCAUUCUGACCAGACAGAGAGUCCGCAAGAGACUACAGAGUCACAACAGUUAUCAGUUUAUUCACAAGACAUUCCAGGAAUUCUCUGCUGCUGCUUACUUGCAAAGCUUGUUAGAAGCAGACCCAGAGGAAUUUCAGAAGAUUUUGAAUGAAAUUAUGUCCAAGGGUGCAUGGAGGUUUGAGUAUCUUCUGCGCUUUUGUUGUGGUGACAAUGAGGCAUGUACAUAUGAGAUUCUGACGGUAUUUCAGGUGAGGUGUCGUAAGGAGUUGUCCUUCAAGUCAUCCUCACAGAUGGGUCAGUUGGCUCUGCAUUGUUUCUUUGAAGGCCAAUCGAAGCGUUUGCCUCCAGAGGAAUUCAUACAUUCAUUCAUAACUGAUGAAAUCUCCAUUAGAGACCUUGACAGGGAUAAUCUGAACUCAGUCAUACACUUUCUGAAAUGUGUUGCUGAACAGACAAAAAACAGUGGCAACACAUACCUUGCUAAGGUAAAGAAAUUAUUUGUAAACGUUGAUGAACGGACAUGGUUUAUUGGCAUGAUUGAGGAGUUAGCUGUUACCAUGUGUGCAAUGACAAACCUUAAUGCUGUACAUUUCUUGUUUUGCCUACCAUUGACUGGUAGCAACAUGGCAGAUAUUGCUAAGUCGCUCAAGGACCUAACCAACUUGCGUGAAUUUUUUAUUCAUUGUAGUAGAAACCUGGGUGGUACAGCAGCAUUAUGGUGCAUGCAUUUGAAGCAGUUGAAAUCUCUCAAGAAGCUGCACUUGAGUGCCUGCAGUUUGAAUGGCCAGGACAUAACACUUAUUGCUGAGUCACUUAUUGAUUUACCUAACUUCAGUGAAUUGAACCUUUUUAGUAAUGACCUGGGUGGUACAGCAGCAUUGUGGUGCAUGCAUUUGAAGCAGUUCAAGUCCCUCAGGAAGCUGAACUUGAAUUCUUGCUCAUUAAAUGUAAAGGAUAUCAAACAUGUUGCUGAGUCAUUCAGGGAUCUACCCAACUUGGUUGAAUUGGAUUUUUCUCAUAAUAACCUGGGUGGUACUUCAGCAUUAUGGUACACGCAUUUUAACCAGUUGAAGUCCCUUACAAAGCUGGAUUUGGGUAGCUGCUCAUUGAAUGGAAAGGACCUGAAACAUGUUGCUGAGUCACUCAGGGAUCUACCCAACUUGGCUGAAUUGUAUCUUUAUUUUAAUAGACUGGGUGGUACAGCAGCAUUAUGGUGCAUGGAGGUAAAGCAGCUGCUGCACCUUCAGAGGCUGAACCUCAUAUACUGUCACCUGACAGAGGAAGACAAGAACCAUAUUGAUGAGUCACUCAGUGACCUAAGGAAGAAUGGAUUAGACAUUGACAUGCUGUAUCAAUAGUAAUAAUCUCUGUGGGAAGGAAUGCAUGUAAUUUUAACUGCCUAUUCAUUGCACCAUCAAAACCAUGUGAAUGUCAGUAAGAUACAUAACCUAUAUGAGUAACAAUAUCUUCCACAUACUUUGGUUUUGAAUAAUAUAAACUAUGCCAAAGCUUUUUCAUAAGCUUUUUCUUUGUUAGGCAGUUAGAGGGAAGAUCUAAAACCUAGCUAGAAGCAAAAUUGUAACAGGAGUGAUUUGAGUUAAGCAAGAGAUUUCCUCAGUGGCAUACAUGUGGCUACUUCAUUGCAAUUGGAACCGUUCUUUCUAUUAAGCUGCACAUCACUGCACAUUGACAGUUACAGAUGUGAAGCAUAGAUGACAUUGUAGUAGGUGUGGCACUGAUGGGCAGGACUUCUGCCUAAAUUGGUCGGACUGCAGAAUCUUUACUUUCAUUAACACAAGACAUUGGUGACUCAGCAACAUCAUGCAAGUCAAGGACACAUCUAUCAGUCAACUGUUUAAUGUUGUCACCCAUUUCAAAGCUGGAAAGGUGAAUUUCUGAUUGUAACAUUCUGUUAUUAAUCUGACAUUGUCUUCAUGAGGUGAUUUUGCAUUUUAAAAACCAGGGUCUUUUCAAACCAGGAUUUUGUUGCUUUUAUUUUACACAUCCCAUUGUAACUUACACUUGUUGCCUGUUGUGAUGGGGUCCAUGGUGUUUUGUACACCCGAGAGUCGCCUCGGAUUCCAUUUGCACCCGAGGGUGUACAAAACCCAUGGAACGCAGGCAACAAUUGUUUUGUUAUACCACGGUAAUAGAUUCCAAACGUCUGAAAUUGUGGGUUUCCUCCAGUUGCCAUGCAGUAAUCACGGAAGUAUUGGAAAGAUCCGCGAUUACUGCACUGUGAAUAUUCACACAGAAUAUUUUUGUUCAUUGCAGGAACACAAAUUAAUUUACCUUUUCCAGAAUAGACCAAUCCAUCAAUCCCUGCCCCGUUAUGCACA
Patiria miniata (bat star) is the source of this 4351-nucleotide messenger RNA. RefSeq names its product NLR family CARD domain-containing protein 4-like. Bases 8 to 3370 code for a protein of 1120 amino acids. NCBI's taxonomy places the organism in Eukaryota, Metazoa, Echinodermata, Asteroidea, Valvatida, Asterinidae. The transcript is spliced from 4 exons. The record is from RefSeq and is a predicted model, not a curated record.